UAUUUCCGGAAAUACAAGCGUUCAUUGAUCUGUCAAACAUAAAUAGGUUAGUUUACGUUUCAAUUUCGUUAAAAACCCAGUAAUGUAAUCAAAUCUAACCAAGAAAACGAUGGCAGGAUCUAUAGAAAUCCCUUUAAGGGACACCGAUGAGGUGAUUGAGUUGUGUUUGGAUCAAUUACCGGAUGGGGACGAGGUUUUAGGUAUUUUACGACAAGAACACACCCACUUAAACAUUUGGGUUAAUUUGGCGUUGGAAUAUUACAAGCAAGGGAAGAUAAAUGAUUUCAUUAAGAUUUUGGAUGCCUCAAGAACUGACGCGAAUGUUACAUAUCGUGAUUAUGAAAAGGAUCAAAUGCGAGCACUCGAUAUGCUCGCUGCAUAUUAUGUGCAAGAAGCUAAUCGAGAAAAAAAUAAAGAUAAAAAACGGGAGUUGUUUACAAAAGCUACUUUAUUAUACACAACUGCGGAUAAAAUUAUUAUGUAUGAUCAGAAUCAUUUAUUGGGAAGAGCUUAUUUCUGUUUACUGGAAGGCGAUAAAAUGGAACAAGCAGAUGCCCAAUUUAAUUUCGUUUUGAAUCAAUCCCCGAAUAAUAUUCCUUCGUUAUUAGGAAAAGCUUGUAUUGCAUAUAACAAAAAAGAUUUCCGCGGGGCUUUAGCUUUCUAUAAAAAAGCUUUAAGAACGAAUCCGAGUUGUCCCGCCGCCGUUCGAUUAGGAAUGGGACAUUGCUUCAUGAAAUUAAACAAUCAAGAUAAAGCUCGUUUAGCUUUCGAGCGAUCAUUAUCGCUUGAUCCGCAAUGCGUUGGAGCUUUAGUGGGAUUAGCGAUUUUAAAAUUGAACCAACAACAACCCGAAUCGAUAAGAAACGGGGUUCGAAUGCUUUCAAAAGCUUACACGAUCGAUUCUUCGAACCCGAUGGUUUUAAAUCAUUUAGCAAAUCAUUUUUUCUUUAAAAAGGAUUACAAUAAAGUGCAACAUCUUGCUUUACACGCAUUCCAUAACACCGAAAAUGAAGCGAUGCGAGCUGAAAGUUGUUAUCAAUUAGCAAGGGCUUUUCACGUACAGGGCGAUUAUGAUCAAGCGUUUCAAUAUUAUUAUCAAGCAACUCAAUUUGCUCCAGCCCCCUUUGUUUUACCCCAUUUUGGUUUGGGUCAAAUGUAUAUUUAUCGGGGCGAUUCCGAAAACGCGGCGCAAUGCUUUGAGAAAGUAUUAAAAGCCCAACCUGGAAAUUACGAAACCAUGAAAAUAUUAGGAUCUUUGUACGCGAAUUCAACCUCGCAAUCGAAAAGGGAUAUCGCAAAGAAUCAUUUAAAAAAAGUUACCGAACAAUUUCCGGAUGAUAUCGAAGCGUGGAUUGAGUUGGCUCAAAUUUUGGAGCAAUCCGAUUUACAAGGGAGUUUAAACGCGUAUGGAACUGCGAUUAAGAUAUUAAAAAAAGAUGUCCAAGCUGAGAUACCGACUGAGAUUUUAAAUAACGUUGGAGCGUUACAUUAUCGCUUAAAUAAUUUGGAUGAGGCUAAAAAGAAUUUGGAGGAAGCUUUAAUUCGGGCUAAAUCUGAAGCUGAACAUGAUCCCCAAUAUUAUAAUUCAAUUUCCGUCACAACGACUUAUAAUUUAGCGCGAUUAAACGAAGCUUUAUGCUUAUUCGAUAAAUCUGAGAAAUUAUACAAAGAUAUACUCAAAGAACAUCCUAAUUAUGUUGAUUGUUAUUUGCGAUUAGGUUGCAUGGCGAGGGAUAAAGGUCAAAUUUACGAAGCUUCUGAUUGGUUUAAAGAGGCUCUUCGAAUUAACACGGAACAUCCGGAUGCUUGGUCACUUUUAGGUAACUUACAUUUAGCUAAAAGCGAAUGGGGACCGGGUCAGAAAAAAUAUGAACGAGUUUUAAAGAACCCCGCCACUUCUCAAGAUUCGUAUUCGUUAAUUGCGUUGGGAAAUGUUUGGCUCCAAACUUUACAUCUACCCACUAAAGACAAAGAUCGCGAAAAACGACAUCAAGAUCGCGCUUUAGCCAUGUACAAACAAGUUUUAAAGAUUGAUCCGAAAAAUAUUUGGGCCGCUAACGGAGUUGGGUCGGUUUUGGCGCAUAAAGGAUGUGUUAAUGAAGCUCGUGAUAUUUUCGCGCAAGUUCGUGAAGCGACCGCCGAUUUUUGUGACGUUUGGUUGAAUAUUGCGCAUAUUUACGUCGAGCAGAAACAGUUUGUUAGCGCGAUUCAAAUGUACGAGAAUUGUUUGAGGAAGUUUUAUAAAUAUAAUCACGUCGAGGGACUUCAAUAUUUAGCGAGAGCUUAUUUCCGAGCGGGGAAAUUAAAAGAGGCCAAAAUGGUUUUCUUAAAAGCGAGAAGGGUUGCACCUCAAGAUACUGUCCUUUUAUAUAACAUUGCGUUGGUUUUACAAAGAUUAGCCACUCAAAUACUUAAAGAUGAGAAAUCGACUCUUCAAACUGUGCUACAAGCUGUUCAUGAAUUGGGAUUAUCAUUAAAAUAUUUCAGUUAUUUAGCAGUUGACGGUGAACGAAUGCGUUACGAUGUAAAUUUAGCCGGAUUAGAAGCAAGACAAUGUCAAGAUUUACUAUCUCAAGCUCAAUACCACGUAGCAAGAGCACGAAGAGUCGACGAAGAAGAGCGACAACUUCGUCGUAAACAAGACGAAGAAAGAACAGCUUUUAAAAUGAAACAACUUGAAGAACAAAAACGUUUAGAGGAAGAAAAGAAAGCUAAUAAGGAAAAAAUGUUACUAGUCCGUCAAGAAUACAAAGAAAAAACUAAAAACGCCAUGAUGUUUUUAGAGAUGCCACCAGAUCGUUCUGCCAAAAAAGGUGGAAGAAGUCGAAAAGAUCAAUACGUCAGCGAUUCCGGAAGUGAUGCAGGUGAUGUUAACCGCGUAGAAAGAGAAAAAAUGCCCAAAAAACGAAAACGAUCGGGAGACCGAAAAGAUUAUAAAAGAAAAAGCGGAGGUAGAACGAAAAGAGGUGGACGCGGAGGUCGAUCAGAUUCCGAUUCUGAUCGUCCGAAAUCAAAACGAAGCAAAAGACGCGAUAAGACAAAGAGGAAAGAAGACGGCGAAGAUGGACUCACGGCAAAACAAAAAAGUAGAAUCGUUUCAAAAGCAACAAUUUCAACGAGCGAAGAUGACAGCGACGAUGACAAACUUAAAAUUGCUUCCGGUGCCGAAAGUGGAGAUGAUCGCUGGGGAACCUCAAAAGGUAGGAAACGAAGAAUUUCUUCGUCCAGUUCGAGAAGUCGAAGCAGAAGUCGAUCUAAAAGUGCGAGGAGAUCCCGAAGUCGAUCAAAAUCUGGUUCAAGAAGUCGAUCUAGAUCACAAAGCGGUUCAAGGUCAAGAUCUGGAUCUAGGAGAAGUGGAUCAAGAUCUCAAAGUCGAUCGAAAAGUAGGUCUAGAUCUAGAUCGCAUUCAAGAAGUCAUUCAAGAUCGAAAAGUAGAUCAAGAUCAAAAAGUAGGUCGAGAUCAAAAAGUAGAUCGAGAUCUAAAAGUAGAUCGAGAUCUAAAAGUAGAUCGAGAAGUCGAUCUUCGAAAAGUGGUUCAAGAAGUAGAUCACGUUCGAAAUCUAGAUCAAGAUCUAGAAGUGAAUCGGGAUCGAGAAAAUCGAAAAGUAAAUCGAGGAGUAGAUCUAGAAGUGGAUCGGAACAUUCUAGAAGCCCAAGUCCGAAUAGAAGUGGGAAUGAAAGUAAUUAAUGUUAAUAUUUACUUUUGGGUUUGUAUCAUAAAGUUUAAUAAAGAUUAGGUAUUGUUAAAUAUAGUUUGU
Molecule: messenger RNA, 3758 nt
Organism: Onthophagus taurus
Lineage: Eukaryota; Metazoa; Arthropoda; Insecta; Coleoptera; Scarabaeidae
Gene: Ctr9
Product: RNA polymerase-associated protein Ctr9
Biological process (GO): transcription elongation by RNA polymerase II; regulation of DNA-templated transcription
Cellular component (GO): Cdc73/Paf1 complex
Molecular function (GO): RNA polymerase II complex binding
Source: RefSeq, a predicted model, not a curated record